Messenger RNA from Meloidogyne enterolobii, 453 nucleotides. The record is from the annotation of a GenBank genome assembly. NCBI's taxonomy places the organism in Eukaryota, Metazoa, Nematoda, Chromadorea, Rhabditida, Meloidogynidae.
AUGGCAUCUUUACAUAUCAAAUCCAAAUUUGAUUCAGAAUUUCGACGUUUUUCACUUCCAAUUAAUACAGAAAAUUUUAUGAGUUAUUUAGAAUUUCGUGGUUUUAUUGAAACAAUUCAUUCAUUACACAACAUUCCUUUUACACUUUCAUACACAAGUUAUUCUGGUGAUUUACUUCCAAUUACUAAUAAUGAUAAUUUUCGAAAAUCACUUGAAUCCUCACGUCCAUAUCUUCAAUUAUUGAUACAACGAAAAGGAGAGUCUUGGGAAGAAAAGUACGGUUAUGGGACGGAAUCUGCAGAUAAACGGCGUCGUGGACUAGCAUCUGUGCUUAUUCCUUCGAAUGCUGGAAGAGACAAACGAAAUUAUAAUAUUUCUAAUCCUGAGGAUUUUCGACAGGUUUUUUUUAGAUUUAUGAUUUUAGUAUCAAAAAUCAUUUCAACUUUCUGGUAA